Messenger RNA from Conger conger (European conger), 807 nucleotides. RefSeq names its product small ribosomal subunit protein uS2m-like. Lineage: Eukaryota; Metazoa; Chordata; Actinopteri; Anguilliformes; Congridae. Gene Ontology annotation, cellular component: ribosome; mitochondrial small ribosomal subunit. The record is from RefSeq and is a predicted model, not a curated record. Gene Ontology annotation, molecular function: structural constituent of ribosome. The coding region runs from base 1 to 807 and encodes 268 amino acids. The transcript has a single exon. Gene Ontology annotation, biological process: translation.
AUGCACUGCACUGUUAUGGAAGCCAGAUUUACAAAAUAUCUUGAUGAGAAGAACAUCAACCACUGUAUUCACAGGCAAAGAAACAAGCGCAUCUACUUCCACUUGUCAGAACUUUUCUCCCUAAAGGACCUAUUUCAAGCUAAGGUUUACCUUGGCCACAAAAGAGGCUGCAGAUCUAGGUUAAUGGAGCCUUACCUGUUCGGUUGUCGGCUGGAGCAGGACAUUAUUGACCGAGAUAAAACAAUGAAGCACCUGCAGCAAGCACUCAACUUCACUGCCCACGUGGCGUACCGAGGCGGGGUGAUCCUAUUUGUCAGCUGGCGCAGGCAGUUCAGCCACCUGAUAGAGAAUACUGCCCAGGAAUGUGGGGAGUACGCCCAUAAGCGCUUCUGGCAAGGUGGCCUGCUUACCAACACGCAUGUUCAGUACGGCCCAGGCGUCCGUCUCCCUGACCUCAUGAUCUUCCUCAACACCCUCAAUCAUGUAUUCCAGCAGCACGUGGCCAUCCGAGAUGCUGCAAAGAUGAACAUCCCCACGGUGGGUGUGCUGGACUCGGACUGCAACCCCAGCCUGGUUACUUACCCCGUCCCCGGCAACGACGACACGCUCUCCUCUGUGGAGCUCUACUGCAAGCUGUUCGAGAUGACCAUUAACCGUGCCAAGGAGAAAAGGAAGCAGAUGGAGUUGUUGCAUGGGGUCACCAGACCUGGCUCACGAGAACAUGGGGCUCCUAUGAAGACUCAUUCGGUCACCCCUCACUCACUCCCCUCCCCCUCCCCCUCCCCCCAUUUGUUUUUCUUGUACUGA